Molecule: messenger RNA, 7727 nt
Organism: Bombyx mandarina (wild silkworm)
Lineage: Eukaryota; Metazoa; Arthropoda; Insecta; Lepidoptera; Bombycidae
Gene: upSET
Product: SET domain-containing protein upSET
Biological process (GO): regulation of DNA-templated transcription
Cellular component (GO): Rpd3L-Expanded complex; Set3 complex
Source: RefSeq, a predicted model, not a curated record
UGCAAUGGCCGCCAUCUUCGAGUCUUAUGAAUGUUUUGGUCGUAGUUUCGGACUUUGAGGCUUUUUUCACAUGUGCUAUGCGAUUAUUUGAUGGAAAUAGUUUCGCUGCAUCAUAGGAAUAGUAUUUUUUUUUAUUAAAAGAGAGCAUUAUGGUGUGCACCGUGCAUGUUUUUACCGAUUUCGAAGAUAUAUGGGUAAAGAAUCGGUUUUCGAUUGCAGUCACAUGAAAUAAUAUUUGGAGGCCGAGGGGCACUCCAAGGCGUCAUCUCGGGUCUAACCCAAGAUGAUAGUAUACGCAGCAUGUCAGCUUCGUCAGAAUAUGAACCUUCGGCCCGGCAAGAUUACGGGCCGGCCGCCUCCAGUGAAAAUGUCUUUGAAAAUGUAUUGGAUCACAAUCUGAUAAAUAUGAAUGUACCUAGCAUAAGGACUCCUGUUCUGAGGACUGUACCUGUAUCUCCCACUCAAAGGGACCCGGAACCGGAUUCCACUAAUCCUGAAAGCAUUAUCCGUUCUAUACACCAAGUAGAUAAGGAAAUUGACUAUCACAUUUCUGAGAAAAGGUGCGAUUCCGAAAUGUCUGUUGAGACGUUAUCUGGUAUCGUAAGAAUAGAAGAGAAUAUAGAUAACGUAGGCCACAUUGCUUACCCAGUUUUGCAAGAAGCAGAUGAUUCUAGUGACGGUCACUAUGUUGAAAACUCUACAGCUCUUAUUCAAGCUCCAAUCAGCACUGCCAUAGUACAGAAUGUCACUAAACUACCACAGAAUUUUACAAUCAAUGUCGAUGCAGCUGUUGGAAAUAUCACAACAAUACAGAAUGUAGCCCAAGAUGUGGCUGGCAGUCCAACGUUGUGGUUGCCAACAAUACUCACAACUAGUGCUGCUCCUCCGGAUUUGAAAGACGAUGAAAGACCCCAGGCUGGUGUGUCACAAAUCAUUAUUACCAGUGAAAGCUAUGUUAAUGAGCUCAACCAUGCCGGCCGAAGAGGUAAUAUUAUAGCCGAAACAGGUUACAUUAACCGUCCCAAAAGUUCUAAAGUGCAAAUUCUAAGUAACAUAUCUAUUCCUAAGAAUACCACUUAUUCUCAACAGUAUAUUCCAUCUUGUAAAGAGGUAUCUACACCAGUUUAUGCAACUCAAAACCAUGUAUACAAACUCAAUACGAACUUGCAGAAGCAUUUAAAUAGUUCAGUUCUCUGCAGUAAACCAUCAAAGAAUCAGUCUUUAAUUGGUUGUGCAUCGCUAACCCCAACAGUGAUCAACAACAGUCCGAUAAAAAAUGUAUCAUACAGUCAUACAUUUACCAAGAAUGCAAGUCUUAGUAAAACUAUAAAUAAAGUAAACAAUGGUGCUAACCUGAAUGCUAUGGUGGCGUCAUCUACUGGAAACACGCCGUGUCACAUUCUUUCGCGUGUCGUGUCUGCUCCGAAUAAAAUGUCUGUACAUUCGGGGAGAAAAUUAAACACUUUGAAAGGAUCUAAAAGCUCGCAGGUAUCGAGCCAAAAGAACCAAUCGAGGCCAAUUAAAAUAAUACAGCAAACGGGAUCAUCGACACACAAAUCCGAAGCGAAGACUUGGCCUGUCGCCAGUGUCACGUAUAAAAGUCAACAGCCGACGUUCGGAGUGGUAGACUCGAAUACUUCCAAGAUCAUUCAGAAAGUCGGCAGUCCGACCCACAAGAACCAAUCUAUACCACUAACAAAAUUUCCUGCAAAAGGCGAACGAUUAAUUCUUCAAUCCCCGUGCGGCCCAGUGUUGAUAUCAACGGCCCCCAUCAGUACGAGCUUACCCAAAACACCUCAUUACGUACAGUCAGGCGCUACUCCGAAUUUGCGCUAUGUGCAAACUUUUAGUUCGACAGAAAACCAGUCUAUGACCUCACAAGUAACUGCCAAUCAACAGUUGACUGCUCAAAUUCUUCAUUCCCUAUCCCAACCUAAGCUGAUGUUACAGCAAAGCUCACCCACAAAUCACACUUUAUCUCCAAUGCUUCUUGAAGAACCUGUAGAAUUAAAACCGGUCAAUCAAAAACGGAUAGUAUUCGGGGACAAAUCGACUUUACUCACAGUAGAAGACAUAGUCGGAGUAGAAGAGAGACCAAAUUUGUCUGAAGAAUUGCGACGAUAUUCUUUCCAACCAUUGGCGUUCGUGAUGCUAGAUCACACAUACUCAUUACCAGCUCAAAAAUUGGCCACCAGUAGUGCCCCCACGACGCCCGUGGCCACCGCUCCCCCGCCCACCGUGGCCACCCCGCCCGCCGCUGCGCCGCCUCCCCCUAGCCCCACGAAGCGCACGUCUCCCGUUAUCGUGUCCACGGCCACGUACGAACCCGCGGUCGCCCCGCCCUCCCCCGCCCCCGUCCCGCCGCCACCCGCGGCCCCCGCUCCUCCCGUCGAGGCCGCACCGCUGCCCGACGACGACGCCGCGUCUGUCAUAUCCUCCCUGGACGGCGACCGGCGCCCCGAAGCCGGCGGCAGCGACACGGAGACCGCUCCCGAAGGCGAAGAAGAAGGUAAGACGCGAUGCAUCUGCGACUUCACCCACGACGACGGGUACAUGAUAUGUUGUGAUCGUUGCGGCGAAUGGCAGCACGUAGACUGCAUGGGCAUCGACCGCCAGAACAUUCCCGACGCAUACAUGUGCGAGCUGUGCCAGCCGCGUCCCAUUGACCGUCGCCACGCUCGCGCCAUCCAGAUGAGGAAAAGGGAAGAACUGAACGCUCUAGGAGCGUCCGACUCUGACUCGUCUGAAUGUCUGAGACAAUCCGGUCAGCGGAGGAAGCGGUUGCUCACUGUCACAACUUACACGAACACUAGCGGGUCCAGCGUGACCACGUAUAAUUCUGCUGCACCUGCCGCGCCGACUGCGCUACCGACCUUGCCGACGUCAACUCUACCGCCUGUAGCCAAACGCGGCCCCAAGAAACCGAAAAAGCCAGAUGUGAUGCGAAAAGGUGCCAAACGAAAACUUUCGGAAAAAAGGGUGAAACGCAAAAAAGAAAUGUUAUUGAAUCGAACCAAAUACAGUUCCGGAUUAUCGAAUCAGUCGCAUUGGCAAGAUUCCUAUGAACUCGCCGUCACGAAUCAUUACAGUCCAGAGUUGCGGGCUAAGAUAAUGAAAUACAGCAAUAAGCUAGGUAACACACCGAACAUGGGAUAUUCGUUGAAUGCGCAUUUAUGUACAACGGUGCCGCACGCCGGCGGUAAAAUAUUAAUUGCGACGAAAGACUUGAAAGAAAAUUCCCCCGUGAUCGAGCUCAGAGGCAAAUAUAUGUUAUCGAAUCAGCAUCGGCCCCAACAGCAGAAUUCGGUGAGAGCUGGAAGUCAGAAACCGGGUCCUUUUGUAUUCUUCUACAGGCUACCGAAGGACAAUAUUCAGAUCUGCAUUGAUACGAGAACAUACGGGAACGAAGCUCGGUUUGUCAGAAGGUCGUGUAAGCCUAACGCCGAACUACAGCACUGUAUCGUCAAGGGAACGCUACAUGUAUAUUUAGUUACAAUAUCUGUGAUACAAUCAAACACUGAAAUUACAGUUGGUCAUGACGCAGAUGGAACUAAACAACCUUGCGCCUGCGGGAAUCCCAAGCAUUGCAAAAUGAAUGGAAUGAACACAUUGGCAAGUCGUAAAAUUAUAGAAUAUCCUUCUAGGGAAAAACGCAGUAGAAACAGAUGUUACAGUGCUUCGUCGCCCGUCUCGCCUCCUGCGGCACCAGUACUGACGCCCGUUAAAGAGAAUCCACCACCAUUUAUAAAGGAAGAUAAAUUUUCUCCUUUUAAACACGAAAAAUUGUCGCCUUUGAAACAAGAAAAGUUGUCUCCUUUUAAACAAGAAAAAUUGUCCCCUAUCAAAGAUGAAUAUCCGAUGUCGCCGGUUAAAACGGCAGCUAUAACUCUUGACUUUGAUGAACCUAUGAAAUUGGAACCGUUAAUGGAAGACAAACCCGAGAUAGAUUUAACAGCCAAAGAAGAAAUGAAACCUGAGGAUUUAGAUGAACCGGAUUUUAUUAAAACCGAGUCUACUCUUGAAGAAAAAGUAGAAGAAGCAAAAAACGAGCCUGAGGAAGAAGAAGAAGAAGAAGAAACGCACGAACCUAUAAAAGAAGCAUUUGAAGAUGAGAAAAUUUUAGAAGAUAAAAUUGAGAAACCAUUGUCGCCUGCACCUCAGACAGAGCUCGUAUCCUCAGACGACGAGAAACUGGAGACAUUGGAAGAGAAGACACCCAAAGAGGAACUAACUAUGGAAGACGAAAAGACGCUUAAAGAAAUUACGGCGAAAUCUGCUUGUCAUGACAGAUCCUCGAGGUCUAGUAGAACUGUUUGUUCUAAUCACGACUCUCUUGAUGAUAAAACGGAUGACUCUCAAGAUAGAAUACAAACAAGAAUUAAAGAGAAGGAUAAGAAAAAAAUGACUCGAGAGGAACGUAAAAUGGAAGCCAUCAUGAAAGCUUUUGAAAGAAUGGAAAAAGCUCAACAAAGGAAACAGGAAGUUAAAGAGCGACAAAAACGAAGGGAAUCAGAUCCACACCCAAAUUCAUUUGAUAAAGAUGAUGAAGACGAAAUUCAUGUUUCUACAAAGAAAAGAAAGAGACGCAAGGGCCGCGCCCGCACCACGUCGCAGUCGGCGCGACGGAGACUCAACUCUGCCGACAGCGACCUCGCCACUUCCGCAGACGAAGCCGCCCACGUCGCCGGGAACAACGAGCACGACAAACCUGGGGAACAAGUCUCAGAGGAUUUGGGGUUGAGUUCUGCUUGUUUGCUGGUCGAAGCCGCGGUCGGUUCUGUCGAGUCUGCUUUCAAGCUGCCCAAAACCAAGAAAACAAUAGCGACGGAAUGGAUAGGCCGCUCCCCAGAACGAACGCCGUCUCCAUACCGCUCGCCGUACAGACCGACGCUCGUGUCGGCGCCGUCGCUGGAGAGCUUGGUGCGAGUGGCGAGCACCAUGAUCGGCGACCUCAGUGGCGGUCAGGACCUCGACAACGAAGAGAACGCGAGAUCGUCUCCGCCCCGUACGCCGGCGCGGGACAGGAAUCGCCCCCCCAAGAAAUCUAAGAGGAUCACUAGAAGUACGCCACCCGAAGUGCCUGAAGCUCCUCCGCCCAUAUUACCGCAACACAGCGCUAAAAAAAGAUGGCUGCGACAAGCCAUCAGCGAAGAGAGCGAUUUCCCUUGUGCAGAUGUUUUUGUUCCAGAGUCUCCUCCGAACGAAAUGGUGACUCCGCUUAAGAAGCGUCGGCUCGCAAGGGAAUCUUUAUCGUGCGAACAGAAUACCAUUGUGCCUUGUAAUGAUGAUACCUCGCCAGUUUUAACGUCAGAAGACUCCCCAGUUAAAGACGAUUCUGCGUUAUCGCGGCAGUAUAAAGUGCGUAAUAUAAUGGACAGUAUUUAUGGUAGGGACCGGACGCGAUCGGACAGUGGUCAAGGUUCUGAUGAUCAGUGCAAUAUGGAACAUGACGUGUUAAAUGUUAAUCUAAAAGGACCUCACGAUAGUGAAAACAUUAGGAGGAUUAUAGGAGUACCCACGCCAGAAGACGAAGAACCGCUGGAUAUAACAAGACCAGAAGAUAUCAAAAUUAAUAAUAAUAAUGUUGAUUUAGAAGAGAAUAAUUACAAUAAGGUAGUGCCGAUGGAGAUCGACAAUACUAUGCCACAGCCAAAGAUACAAGAGUCGAUAGAGAACAUGGACUCAAAAUCGAUAGGUAGCCCCAGCGAAAAGCCAAACAGUUGUCAGUCGGCCGACACGAGCGGCAACUCCUCACCGCAACGCGACGAGAUGGACGACAUUCAGAAAAAAAUACACUCAUUCCACACGGAAAAUAUUUUAAUGCUAAAAAGUAGAAAUAAGAAACCAAAAGAGAAACGGAAGAAAGUCAAUUUAAAUUUUGACUUGAGCAUGGUGGACGACCAGAUCAGUAUUCAACUACGCACAGACGCCGAGAACGGGGGUAAGGGUCUGGACAUCAACGGAGAUUUACUCGAUGACGUUAGCAAUUCAGUGAACGAAGACGGCAAGUAUAGUAUUUCACCAGAAAAUAUACCUCUGCCGCCGUCUGAAUCUGUUACAAUUCUCUCGCCAGAAAAUAUACCCUUACCAAAAGAUCCUAGUCCAGAGCUAGUUAUGCCGCUUCUAGAAACAAUACCCCUUCCAGAAGAAGAACCUACGGAACCAGUCAAAACCAUACUACAAAUUGGUCCCGUGGAAAAAGAAGAAAAAAAUGCUCCAAUCGAGAGGCCCUUAGUGUUAGACAACAACACCACGCUACCGUUUACUUCGCGUUUCAGCUCAACCGGACUCUUCUCUGGUAUAUUUAGUAACAUGUCGCAAUCGUUCAAUGUGGACAGUCAAGCUAACGAGAACGUUCCGAACAUGUCGAUAAUAAAAAGUGCUAUAGAUAGGACUACAAGUUUAGACAGUGGUUUGUUUGAUAAAGAAAGUAUUACGCCUGCCGAUGAACUGAAAAGUGUCCAGGAAAUACUGACCCGUGUUAACAAUAUGGAUUCAAAUAACAGUGUGAUAUUGUCGGGAGUGUUAAAGAGCUCUAACAAAGCUGGGCUGAUGGCGCCGUCGCCUGCCAAGUCCGACGCCAAGCCUUACUGCCCUGGGAGCAACGACCCCAGGCUCAACCCCCCGCCCGUAGAGAAACCAAAACCGGUUAGAAGGAAGCUCUCUAUAAGCGAGUACCGCAAAAGGCUCGCGGGGGCGGGCGGGGAGGAGCCGGUCCGCGAGGGGGGCGCGUCCUCCUCGUCGUCGGCCGGGGACCUCUCCCCGCGGCCCCUCGACGAGCUCGACCAGCGUCUGCACAAGGACAUCGGCGCCGAACAACCGCACAAAGGUGCCUUCGACGUCCAGCCGACCGCCUCCGAGAGGCAGCGGGAGAACCUGAGCUCGCGGUUGCGGCGGGAGAUCGGCCUCGCGCUGGCCGACGACGAGGAGGCGCGCCCGCCCACUGACCUCUCCGAUGGCGCCGGCGCGACGAAGCGGUGCGACAGGUAGAGGCGACGUCGUCCUUGUCCUCAUAUAAAUAAGACAUAUUUUUGUAAAUCUCAGAUGUACGUCGACAAAUCGCUCUUGUAUUAUAUUAAUUAUAAAUAAAUUUAAUAUAAGAAUUGGAAGGAUACGCGUUAGGGGGCGCUCGGGCGCUUGUUGUGUAUAUUUUCAGUUUCAAUUCCUUUAUGAUUUUCACGAUUUCUCUGCAAGUACAAAUUGUUUUUAUUUCUCUCUGUACAUAUUGUAUAUAGGAGAUUAAUUAAGGACGCCAGUUCGGUACUUAUGUAUAAUGGUAAAGAGACAAGAGAUUUUUUAUAUAUAUAUGUAUGUACAAUGUUUAUGUAUCUUAUUAAUAUAUUUAUUUAUUAUCGAUUUAUCGAUCGCUCGUUUAGCGAAUGACGGCUAAGAUUUUUGUACGCAUAAUGUUUAAGUAAAUUAUAGUUGUUUUUGUUGUUUUACGGUUUAUUUUAUUAUUUUUUUAGUGUAAAAAAUAUCUCGGAGAUCAGUGAAGUUUAAAGUUCGCCGGUCUCCGCCUUAGAGUUAGAAUAGAAUUCACAUGUAACUUUGUAAAGUUUCGAUAAAACAUUAUAGACAUUGAUAUAGAGGUUGGAACUGUGCUAUGAUUGAAGCGGUCACGUGACACAUGCGGGACGACCGGUCUUGUCACACGACGCAAUGGAAGCCUCACAGAAACGUGAACAUACAUAUUCAAAUGAGGUCGUCAGCGCAAAAGUGGCCUAACC